This is a messenger RNA of Seminavis robusta, 5458 nucleotides long. Lineage: Eukaryota; Bacillariophyta; Bacillariophyceae; Naviculales; Naviculaceae. The record is from the annotation of a GenBank genome assembly.
CUUGCAACAAAGAUCGACAAAUAAUGGAUCCUCGACGUGCAUGUUCGAAGCCAGCACGUUGACCGGAUUGGGCGUCACAGGUUAGUUUCUUUGGAAUCGAAGUGAGUGCAUGCAUACCUGGUAUUGGUUGCUCAUUGUUGCUUUCAUCCAUUGUAGACUAAAUACCCUCAUAAUACUCAAGCUUCCUCACUUACUUGAACGUGCAGGCCGGCAAGCAAGUGGCUUUCCUUAUAUCUACCUCACCUGAAUGAAGCCACACCCAUAGAAAUCCAUUUCGGCAGCAGUUGAGCGUUGGCAAGAAAGACUGAGGUUGCCGUGCUGUAUUGGACUUGUUGUUGUUCCGAACAGACAGUAAAUCAAUCAUGAGGACUGCCAACACGUGUCACAGUGGUGCCAAUGAUGAUGGUACCUGUAUUUCCACAACCAAUCCUGAGGAUUGGGUCUCUCUGGUAGGCAAAGUCUGGUUGGAUUAUUUUUGGCCCAGUUUUGCCUGGCAAGAUAUUCUCUUGGUCAGUUUUUCGACGCUCUUCUAUUCCGUCCUCUUCUUGACGGUCGUCUACUUUUGGUGGGCCAAUCGACAAUUCCACUUUCGCAAACGACAAAAGGAUGGAUCAAGACUCAGUAUGGUCGCCACCAAAGCCGAUGCCUUGGAAUAUCAGCGGCGACUUCGCGCCAAAGCCAAAGAUGAUACGGAUGAUGAUUCCAGUGAGAGUUCCAGUCUGACUGGUGACGCCGCUGAAGACAACAUCAACAAUACGAAUAGUCAGGACGAUGCCGACAACAAUAGCAUCGACAAUUACAGUUGGGGAUCCUUCAAUGAUGGCGAUCUCAGUGAUUACGACACGGACGACAGUGACGAAGAACAAGAAACACAACAACCACCACCAUCACGAUCAACAUCCUCCAUUCCCAAAGUACCCAUGAAACGGCGCAAUUCCGCCUUUAUCAAAACAUUUCCACCCGAAAAACGACAACAAGUCAAGGAUCUGACCGCCGUCGUGUCACAAAUGGAAGUUUUCAGCUAUCUCAGUCAAGAGGCAUUUGUACAGUGCCUCGAAUACAUGGAAUAUGUCGAUCUCGCGGCGGAUGAAGUCCUGUUUGAUCAAGAGACACUCGAUGGAUCGCUCUAUGCCGUCGUUUCGGGACGCGUCAAGUGUCAACUCGAGUUUGUACAACCAUCACAACAAUCACAAAAAGCACCGUCGCAACCAAAAAUGCACUUUGCAAAUGACAAUAACAAUAGCAACAAUCUGUUCAUGGACGACAAUGAUGAUGAUGACGACGAAGAACCCUGCAUUAGUUUUACAGCCGGCAAUGGGGAUGUCGUCACAUCCUUGCUCUCCAUGUUGGCUGGAUUGGUACGAAAAUGUCAAGAACGAACCAACCAACAACACAACAACCAGCGUCAUUGGUUGCUCCCCAUUGUACCCGAGGGAAUCUCGGUGCGAGCCGUGGGAGCCGUGCCGCAUACCCGACUCGUCAAGGUGCCACCGCAUUGUUUUCUGGGCAUGUUGGAUUCCUUUCCGCAAGAUGUCCAUCGGAUUGCACAGACCAUUAUUGCACGGAUGCAACGCGUCAUUCUGCAAACGGUUGUCCGUUGUUUGGGACUGCAAAAGGAAAUUGUGCGCAAAAGCAACAACAACAAAUCGAGCAACAAAACCAAUCCACUGGAAAAACUGCAUCCCGUGGCAUGGGCACGAUUGCAGACCGCACUUCAAAAUUAUGUUCCCGAUGCGGCUCCUCAUACGGUGCAAACACAAGUCGCCAAAGAUGCCGCUGCUGUUGCCACGGCACUCAUCCUCGGAUAUUGUCAUGAAGAAGAAGAAGAAGAAGAAACAACAACAGACCAACUGGCAAUCUUGAAGAGUACCUACGACACCAUCCACUCCGUGGGGUCGGUCAUUUCCCUGGCACCGGGGCACAGCUUGAUGGAAAUGGGAGACACUCCGGAUGCCAUUUACAUUGUCCUGCAAGGAAGUUUAGACGUUGGUAUGCACGUCAUGGGUGCUUCCUCGACACUCAAACAAUCCCAACGACGAACGAGUAUCAUGACGAAUCAACAACAACAAUCACAGCGACGCAGUAUCUUUCCACCCGCAGAAGGAAAUAAUGGUGAAGGCGGCAAGAAUCGCCGUCGCUCCUCCAUCAAGCGACCGUUUCAACAAGCCAGCAAUACGACAAGUAGUGGUACCAAUAUUUCAUCACAACGAUUUAGUCGCAUCGAUCGAAACACCGUGGGAGAAAUGGCGGGGCAACUCAAUUGCUUCACGGGAGACCCCAACAUUGUUUCCUGUCGCAACACCAGUGAAUGGGAACCCGCCUUGCUAUACAAGAUUCCCAAGGGCACGUACGAAUCGAUUUUGGCAACGCAACCAAUGGCGUUGACGGAAUGUGUGGGGUCCAUCUUGUAUCGUCUGGGAUCACCGAUUGUCUGCUUGCUCGAUUUCAAUGUGGAGUGGAUGCAUGUAGAGGCAGGAGAAGAUGUGAUUCAAAAAGGUGAGACCUGUGAUGCCUUGUAUGCCGUCUUGAACGGUCGCCUGAGGGCAGCCGUGGCACCUCUAUAUGGGCAUUUCAAUCGCAAAUCUUCCGGUGGAGUGUCAUUGGGAUCGUCCAUCCCAGGUCCUGAGGUUAUGGACCGCAACAACAGUAAAGAAACAAACAAAAGCUUUCUCGCUCGGGCCAAACAACGAUUCAAAAACAAAGUCAUUGAGCGUUUCAAGAAGAACGCACCUCAAGUGGCCAAUGCACCUCCACGACCUUCGCGCCGCAUGAUGGGCGAAGAAGCUCAAGGAGAAGAGUUCGGCAGAGGAUCAAUCAUUGGCGAAGUAGAAAUACUCACUGGAGCUGAUUGGGCUCAAGAUAUUUAUGCCAGUCGCCAUUCGGAGCUCGCGAGAGUUCCAGUCAACGUUCUCAAUGCUAUCAUUCGGAUGUGCCCAAGGGCUGGUCUUCACUUGGCCCGGGUAGUAGCGUCUCAAAUCCAGCGUAAAGCAAACGCCAGCAGGAAACAACAAAACCCCGGAAUUGCCCCGACCUUAAACAAGAGUUCGCUCGGUCCUCCAAUACAAGUCAUCGGGGACUCUCCAAGCAAACCAAAGACAGCAACCACACCAGCUGGAAUUGUUGACUCGAACAACUUCAUGCCAAGCUACGGGCUGCCAUUGGCUACCAUUGCGGUUGUCCCAAUGCUGGAAGGGGAUUUCUCCAUCGACGAGUUCUGUCAGACCUUGCAGAAUACUCUCCACACCAGUAUCGCCCCGACGAAGCUCAUGACCAAGGCCUUUGCGCGUCAGGAACUUGGAGACGCCUGGAAAGAACGUAACGCCAUGCACAAGCUGAAAAUGACAAGGUUGUGCGGGGACAUGGAAGAAAACUAUCGGCUGGUUGUCUACCAAGCAGAGCACAAGUAUACCUGGUGGACUCGGUUUUGCAUUCAACGGGCAGACUGUAUCUUGUUGGUUGUCAAGGCAGAAAAGGCGCCGCCGAAGAAGCAAGUGGAAGUUUGCUUGUCGUGGGCUUUUGCAGCCUUGAAUGUGAAAAUACAAUUGGUAGUGUUGCAAAGCUCGUCAAAAGUCACCUUUACCGACGAGGACGACGAAGACUGGGAGGCCCAGGGUGUCUACGAAAACAUGGCGAGUAGUGACGAGCUCAAUGAUUGGAGCGAGCAACGUUAUUGGAUUGCUGGGCACCAUUCAGUCCGAACGCCGUUUCGGAAACAUGCUGCAGACUUUGGUCGCCUUUGUCGUCGUGUCACGGGUCGAUCCAUUGGUAUUGUCCUCGGAGGCGGCGGGGCUCGUGGUUUGGCACACAUUGGGGUUAUCAAAGCAUUGAUGGAAGCCGGCAUCACAAUCGAUUUCGUUGGUGGGACGUCCCAGGGAGCUUACAUUGGUGCUCUCUAUGCCAUGAACCCGGAUGACUAUCCCGCCUUGGUCAAAGCAGCAAAACAAAUGGCGGACAGCAUGGCCAACAACUGGGAAAAACUGCGAGACCUGACGCUUCCUCUGGUGAGCUUUUUCUGCGGGUACAGGUUCAACAGAGGAAUCCAAAGAUCAUUGGGUCUUCGUCGUAUCCAGGAUCUUGUUUGCAACUUCUUCUGUGUGAGUGUUGAUAUCCGCAACAAUGUUCAAGUUGUUCAUACGAAAGGAGUUUGUUGGCGAUACGUUCGCGCUUCCAUGAGUCUUCAGAGUUAUUUGCCCCCUCUCUCGGAAGAUGGUGUAUUGCUCGUGGAUGGAGGAUACAUGAACGUGCUGCCCGCAGAUGUCAUGAAGCGGCAAAUGAAGGCAAGAACAGUGAUUGCAGUGGAUGUCUCUGCAGAGGUCGUCCUGGACAACUAUGAGUACGGAACACACCUGAAUGGUUGGUGGCUUCUCUACAACAGUUGGAAUCCGUUCACCCAGACGGUCAAAAUCCCGUCGAUGGGCGACAUUUCAGAGAGGCUGGCUUGGGUGAACUGUGAUAAUCAGAAGAAGAAGGUUAAGGAGUACAUUGACUUGUUCCUGGAGCCUCCCGUCAGCAACUAUGGUGUGUUGGAGUACGACAAGUUUGAUGAGAUCAUCUCGAUCGGCUACGAACACGCAAAGCCCAAGGUGGACCACUUCGUGAAGAAGUAUCCACAUUUGGUCUCCUGAGAAUGGGUAUCCCUGGCUACUAGUUAAGACAUGCUAUGCAAGCUAUAAGCGUUAGGUAUUAUAGCUAAGCAUGUCUGACACGCUGGAAAGUGUAUAAUUGUACCGUAGCAAACCAGUUAGGGACUGUGAUGCUGCACAAACCGCUCAUCCACAUUCAAAUCCACGCUUUGAUGGUGGUGAUUCCCAAAUAGCAAAAAGAAAGCCAGUUGAAAGACCACAAGGAAGUCCUUCACUUGAGCAGCCAAAACAUCUUUGGUGACAAUGUGGAACACCUGAGGAAUGGACAGACAAAAAAAGACUCCCGUAACCAUGAAGCGACCAAGUGAGUCCGUUCCUUGGGUUGCAACGGCCCAGGAAAGCAAGGCCAAUAACAGUUCUCGCACAGCCCACAUCAUGAGGAAGAAGUCGGAAGCGAUAGUAGGGUCCUUCCCUUCCAGGUUGAUAUAAGUUUUGACAAAGAGGUCGGGUGCUAGGAGCAUUUGGGCGGCAAAAGUUGUCAGUCCCACGGCGACGACCUUGAGUGCAGUUUGAGGAGAAAAGAUUGUAUCCAAGAAACUGGGUGGGGUUUGCUGUGGGUUGGCGCCAACAGAGCGAGGGACCGACAAACUUGGCAGUGCUGGUUGCGUCUUCUUCCAUGUUGCAACACUACGGCGAGAGAACUGUCCUAUCGCCUGCACAUCUUGCAGGGUGAAUGCAGCCAGGAAGCAGCAGACGAUGACGAGGGAUUGAUGGAGGCGGCCCAUGGCUGAAACAAGAUCCUACCGUGUUUGUUAUGAGGACUGGGAGAAGAAGUGAAAACCAGAAGCUCACCAAUCCUGCGACCGCGCAAAGCU